AUGGCAACCGCACUCUACACCCCCGAGCGAGCAGCCGUUGCUUCGUCAGUCCACCACAUUGAUGGGCCUGUCGACUAUCUUGCUUCCUUGGACGACACGACCGCGUCUCACCAUGGCACACUUCCUCCGCCCAAUCCUCAUUUCGCGUUUCCCGCGGCGUCGCCUUCGUCCACCCUCCAUGAUCCGACAACGAAGCGGAGACGGCCUCUGUCUGCGGUGGAGAUGCACACGAGAUCCCUUAGCAUAGCCGUAGAUGGCUCUGACCCUCGACACGCCGCGCUGCCAGCUUUCAGCUUCAACCCCGGUGCCUCUCUUCCCCCGAAACCACACAGCUUUCUCAGCCCUCCGCAUUCUCCAAGCUCUGCUCAGCCCCCUGCUCAGCCCGCUGCUGCAUCUGCUAACCGGCCAAUGGGUCAUGGACAUCGAAGAGGUGGCAGCGAAUUUGUCGGCGGUCGUCUUCGUGAGGGAAGCACCAUUGCUGUCAUGAGCACCAGCCCGCCAAAGAACGAGUUUGACAUGAAGGUGCCCACUCUCCAGCCACCACCGCGCAGGGGACACCGCCGAGGCAUGUCUGCUACUAUCCCAGCAACUGAUCUCCCCAUCCUUUUCGCGCCACCAGCCAUUGGCUCCUUUUCUCAGGGAAACAGCGCCCCCAACAGCCCCACGAUGUUUAGCCGGAAAGACGAUUUACCCAACAUUGGCUCAGACUUCCCCUUGCCAGAGCCCGUGCGAUUGGGCCAAGAUGAUGGAAACACAGACAGCCCUAGAGCAUCCAAAGCCACCCCUGGAGAACGCUUGAAGAUGGCUAAGCCUAACAUGCGUGCAAGAGUUGGAUUUUCAGACACCUUGGAAUUCAUUCCACGACCGCUCUCACUUGUCUCGAAUGAAACAUCCAGCACUGUGACAGCACGACCAGGCCAUUCAGGAUCCGGCAGCGUCUCUUCAAUUAUCUCGAUUUCAUCGCUCAGUGGACGCGACGGCCCCAACUCCUUACUGCGGACUCCGACUGGCGAACCCUAUGAGUCUAGGCCAAGCACAGCAGGCGCUAUCUUAGAGCGUACAGCAGAGCUCCAGAUGCCAGAUGAACCACCAACAUCUCCCCGCCGCCGAAACUCGAUUCCCGCCCUUGUCAACAUUGUCGAUGCUGAUGGUGUAGAGUCGAAUGUGUCUACUCCGACCAAACCUGCCAAACGUUGGUCUUUCUUUGGCUUGGAUGCAUUUGCUUCCGGCUCCCCCAUGAAGAGGCGACCCAGCACUUCCAGCUCUUCAAGUUCCACCCCUCGACCCAUUGAUGGCAUUUCAUGCUCUGACCGCGGAUCGGCAUCAUCACUAGAUACGACAGAAGCCCUCCCUGCAAAGUCUAAGAAGGGAGGCAAAAAGAGUGAUAAGAAGAGGAAGAAGAGGGAGAAGAAGGAAAAGAAAAAGGACAAGGAAGAGGAGAAAGAAAAAGAAAAGGAAGGGGAAAAGAAAGAAGAGAAGGAGAAGAAAGCCAAGGGCUGGGCUGGCUCGAUUCUGCCGUUGAAGAGCCACAAGAAGCGUGGUAAAUCACACGUUGUCCGCCCACCAACUCCGCCCGCCUCCGUGUCCCACUUGGACGACGAGGAAGAGGAUGAGCUCGAAAGUGACAUUCGCCAGCCUCCUCUCGAGCCGCCUACCAUAAGCAUCACCGAAUCUCCAUCCCUACCUGAGCAGCCAGAGCCACCGAAGAGAUCUUCAGAUGACAUGUCUUAUCCCAUGAUUGACCUGGAUGCUGCACUUGGUCCUUUCAACACCCCUCUGUCUUACAAUGCUGAGUGGGAGGCUGCUCAGCGCGCUGCAGGUACUCCGGGCAGCAGAAGGCGCCUCCACAGUGCUCAAGGGUUGAAGGGUUUCAGUGGUCCUGGCAUGCAUUACCACCGACGUGCCGAAUCGGCUCCUGAUCUCCCGCCUUUUGAUUUCCGCUCCACUAUUCAUCGAUUCGGCAGCAGCUCAACCAUGGCUGAUGUGUUUGAAGAGGAUGAAGAGGACGAAGAUGGAAAGGGUAACACCAAAUCAAAGCUGGAAACCAGCGAAGAAGUCAGCGAAGAAUCCGACGGCGAAGCCACGCCCCCUGCCAUCACGCCUGUCCUGCAAGAGCCCUUCCUCGGGCCCAGUGACAAGGUGCUGGGAAAAAUGCGACGCGGAAGCGCUGGGCUAGUUGAGGGAGAGUCUUCAAGCCUCUAUGCAGUACGGGCUGAGGCCUCUCUAGCCUCACUUCAUGAUGAAACCAUCACAGAGGAGGACUUUACGUUUUUCCGCGCCCCAGUGUUCCAAGGCCGCAGAGAUUCUGUCGACUCGGGAGCACCCUCAGCUCCGUCCCCAAGGCAGGUCCCUGUCACCGCUGACCUGCCGAUUGAUGAUCCUCUCGUUCUUCCCAGCGCAAGCGGCACACCGCUCAGCCCUUACUCGGCUAGCUAUAUCUCUUCCUCUCACCCUUCUCCUCGAUCGCCAAUGUCGGUUGAUGCGCAGCGCAUUUCCACCGCACCCUCAUCCAUCACUGACGACAGCUUCCACUCUCUGCUUAUGGGAGAGCCGGGACCAGAAGUCAGGAUCUCAAUGGACUACGACGCCCCAUCACUUGCGUCAAGCCACUCAGCCAUGACCCGUGACAGCACCUUCAUUCCUGUACCGCGGCCUCGCCAACUUGGACCUUCCCGUGAUCAGCGUCCAGUGUCAAUGUCAGCUCCAUUUGGACGCAGACGCUCGAGCUUGGCGAGCCUCAGCCGACUCAUUAGCAGCUCUCAUGGUGAGAGAAGCAAGCUCUCCAUGGAAGUGACCUUGGAUAAUGAGCCGGAAUCGAGAAAGUCGAAGCACAGCAAGACCAAACGGCUGGGACGGAUGAUGCAGUUCUGGAAGCCAAGCAAAGAAGACAAAGUCAAAGAGGAGAAAGCCAAAGAAGAUCAAGCUGCUUGA
Trichoderma gamsii is the source of this 2931-nucleotide messenger RNA. RefSeq lists its product as hypothetical. The transcript has a single exon. The record is from RefSeq and is a predicted model, not a curated record. Bases 1 to 2931 code for a protein of 976 amino acids. Lineage: Eukaryota; Fungi; Ascomycota; Sordariomycetes; Hypocreales; Hypocreaceae.